Molecule: messenger RNA, 1494 nt
Organism: Pyrenophora tritici-repentis Pt-1C-BFP
Lineage: Eukaryota; Fungi; Ascomycota; Dothideomycetes; Pleosporales; Pleosporaceae
Product: DnaJ, DnaJ-class molecular chaperone with C-terminal Zn finger domain protein
Biological process (GO): protein import into peroxisome matrix
Cellular component (GO): cytosol
Source: RefSeq, a predicted model, not a curated record
AUGGUUGUAGAAACCGCCUACUACGACGCCCUCGGCGUACCGCCCACUGCAUCAGAGCUGGAAAUUAAGAAGGCAUACCGCAAGCUCGCCAUCAAACUCCACCCAGAUAAGAACCCCGGCGACGAGACGGCGCAUGCAAAGUUCCAACAGAUCGGCGAGGCAUACCAAAUACUCAGCGAUGAACAGCUGCGAGCAGCAUACGACAAAUAUGGCAAGGAAGGCGCUAUGCCCAGCAGUGGAUUCGGUAUGGACAUGAUCGGAGAGAUUUCAUUAAUGAAGGAUCUCACCAAGACUAUGGAGAUUUCCCAGCGGGAGAUGGAAGAAGAAGCUGCUGCACAAGCCGAAGCAGAAAAGGCCGAGGCUUCCAAAGCCCCGGCGACCGGCGCGACCGAAGCUACUCCUCCAACUGGCGCAGCAGACACAACAGCUCCAAGUGCCGCUGCUAAGGCAAAGGAGGCCGAAGCAGCCGCUGAGCGCGCGGGAGCGCAUGCAGCAGAUGCGCCCCCAGCAUAUACCGAGCCACCACCUGCGUACGCAACGAACGCUGCUGAGGCGUCUACGUCCCCCAGAGCGACUUCGCCCCCGUCCCGGACAAGCACACCGCAGUCUCAAGGUAUACCGAUCCGCAUGGCUAUUAUGGAUAAGUCCGAGGAAGAUGCACGUAUGGAGGCACAAGGUAUGACCGACGCAGAGAAGGAACUACGUGAGAAACAGAAGAAGAAGGCCGGCCUCACCAAGGAGCAACGAGAAGAGCUCGCGGCAUAUGAAAUGGAGCGCAAGAAGAUUCGUGAUGAGCGUAUCGCAACCCUCUCCAAGAAGCUCGUCGAUCGUAUCUCAGUAUGGACGGAGACCGACAAAGCUACUGAUGUUACCGCUGCCUUCAAGGAGAAGAUUCACCUCGAGAUUGAGAACCUCAAGAUGGAGUCUUUCGGCCUCGAAAUCCUCCAUGCUAUUGGUACAACAUACGUUAUGAAAGCAUCGUCAUUCCUCAAAUCGCAAAAGUUCCUCGGCAUUUCAGGCUUCUUCUCUCGCAUCAAAGAUAAGGGUACGCUCGUCAAAGACACUUGGUCCACCAUGUCUGCUGCGAUAGACGCACAGCUCACCAUGGAAGAGAUGGCAAAACUAGAAGAGCAGGGUGGAGAUGCAUGGACAGACGAGAAGAAGGCCGAGUAUGAGAAGAGGGUCACAGGCAAAAUUCUCGCCGCCGCAUGGAGAGGCAGCAAGUUUGAGAUUCAGAGCGUGUUGCGAGAUGUGUGUGACGCCGUUCUCAACGAUAAGAAGAUCAAACUCGAGAAGAGAGUGGAGAGGGCGCAUGCGCUCAUGAUUAUCGGCGAGAUGUUCCAAAAGGCUGAGCGCGACCCGGAAGAAGAAGGAGACUUUAUGGCGUUCGAGCAGCUCAUGGCCGAAGCCGCGGCCAAAAAGGACGCAAAGCACGACAAGCACCACCACGACAAGAAGGAAAAGGAAAAGGACAAGAAGAAAGAAAAGGCAUGA